Cervus elaphus (red deer) is the source of this 1036-nucleotide messenger RNA. RefSeq names its product eukaryotic translation initiation factor 4E family member 1B (gene EIF4E1B). Gene Ontology annotation, biological process: translational initiation. The coding region runs from base 10 to 726 and encodes 238 amino acids. The transcript is spliced from 7 exons. Gene Ontology annotation, molecular function: translation initiation factor activity; RNA 7-methylguanosine cap binding. NCBI's taxonomy places the organism in Eukaryota, Metazoa, Chordata, Mammalia, Artiodactyla, Cervidae. Gene Ontology annotation, cellular component: eukaryotic translation initiation factor 4F complex; cytoplasm. The record is from RefSeq and is a predicted model, not a curated record.
CCCUCUCGGAUGGUUGGGUGCCCGUGGAGCCCAGGCUGCAGAAUGGCUGCCGCCCGCCCUGCUGAAGAGGCUGAGGAUGGAAUCCAAAAGGAGGAGAAAGAGGAGGAGGCGGCAGCCGCGGGGUCGUGCAUGGGAGAGGAGGUUCUGAGGAAGACCCCGGAGGAGGGCAGGCUGGACUUCCACCCGCUGCUCAGCAGGUGGGCUCUGUGGUUCUUCAAGAACGACCGCAGCCGAGCCUGGCAGAACAACCUGCAUCGGGUCACCAAGUUCAACACCGUGGAGGACUUCUGGGCGAUAUAUAAUAAUAUCCAGCUGGCCAGUAAGCUCUCUUCCGGUUGUGACUACGCCCUGUUCAAGGAUGGCAUUAAGCCCAUGUGGGAAGACAGCAGGAAUAAGCGGGGUGGCCGCUGGCUGGUCAGCCUCACCAGGCAGCAGCGUCACCCUGAGCUGGACCACCUGUGGCUGGAGACACUGCUGUGUCUCAUUGGGGAGAGCUUUGGGGAGCACAGCCGGGAAGUGUGUGGGGCCGUCAUCAACAUCCGCGCCAAGGGGGACAAGAUUGCUGUGUGGACACGGGAGGCAGAGAACCAGGAGGGCGUGCUGCACAUUGGGCGUGUCUACAAAGAGCGCCUGGGCCUCUCCACAAAGACCAUCAUUGGGUACCAGGCCCAUGCAGACACAGCCACCAAGAGCAACUCCUUAGCCAAGAACAAAUUUGUGGUGUGAGAGGACCCUGAGCCUCCCAUUGCUGUGUGUAUUUAUUUCUCAAGAGGGCUGGGCUGGGCUGAGGGCAGAUGCCAUGUUUCUCCCCUAUCCUGGGGCUCAGGCCUCGGGGUGAGUAGCCAACUUGAGGGCCCAGGGCAGUGGAAAGGUGGAGAAAACCCUGGGCUUUUUAUCCCUGGGGGGCUGGGUUGGGUAGUGUGGUGAGGUGAGUCAUUGGUAGAGGAGGUGGGACGGCAAGCAGGAAGAGAACAGGAGAGAAUCCUAGGAUUCAGGACUAACUCCAUGCCCCCCACCUUGGGGAAAGAAGUUAGGU